AUGGAGAAACACGGAGGCAAAUCCGGUAGUUUCAUUGGACGGCAUCGUUGGCGAACCAAUAAUGCCGAUCAGAGUCCCGGCCGAUCAUCCUUUUCCCCAAGAUUACAUCAUAAAUCUCCUCAUCCUGUCCCCCAUGCAGCCGGGGAUUCUGAAUCUAGCGACGACCUCAAUGACCCUCCUCCUGAUGUCGACGAUAAUAUUCUGAAUCACGAUCGUAUCUUCUCAGAACUCGACGGUUUCAUGGAUGAAUUAUCAAGCUCCAUUAAUGACAAGACCACCCCACCCGAACUUCCGGACGUUAUACACACAUUCUCAACCGUAAUCCAUUCCAAAACAACAAAAUCAGCCGCUAGGAAUGUUGACAUUUUGAUAUCUGAUCAUCAUGAGGCCGCGGAUGACACGUUCCUGUUUGAAUCUGUUAGGCGGUUAUGUAAUUUAAAAUCCGCGCUAGACGAGUACGAUAACGCAUCUGAUCAGGUUGAUAAACUUUUGCAUCGAGUUAUGAAGUUCAUGCAAGAACAUCUUCGUGCAAUUCUACUAGAUUCGUCAACGGCGCCACCAGCAACAGCAGCAGAACCCAAACUAAAAGCGAUAUCUUCAAAACAUUUUUCCUUCAAAACAGAACGCUGUCCAGCGCCCGAACCCCCGCCCCCUGCAGCCAAGGCGGAUGAGGAUUAUCCAGGUUUCUCCAACGAGAAAGUCAACAGAAUGAACAAAAUCGUAACAACCAUGAUAUCGGCCGGCUACAGACACGAAUGCUCAAAUGUAUAUAGCAUGGCAAGGGGAAACGCCCUGUACGAGCAACUCAGAAGGCUGGAUUUUGAAAAGCUCAAUGCAGAAGAUGUCCACAAGUUUAACUGGGAAACGCUUGAGGCAGACGUCUCAAGAUGGAUCAGAAUCAUCAAACAUUGCUCUCGGUUUCUAAUCCCGGCUGAAAGAAACCUAGGUGACACGGUUUUCUCCCAUCAUAUUCCCAUUUUCAGGGGUCUGUUUAUCAAUCUGGUCCGUAGCGUGAUCACGUGGUUACUUGAUUACGCCGCGGCUGUUGCCAUGACUAAGAGAUCCGCAGAAAGGCUGUUUAAGUUCCUAGAUAUGUAUGAGGCCCUCCAAGGCCUUGAUAAAGAAAUGAGUGAUAAACAUGAAUCAUCAUGCAAUAAUGAUCUCAAUGCUGAAAUAUCAUCUGUCGCGGAGCGUAUAGGGGAGGGCGCUGUUAGCAUGUUUGGCGAUCUAGAAAGCUCCAUCAGGAACGAUGCCGCAAAAAGCCAUGUACCAGGGGGCGCAGUACACCCCCUGACACGCUACGUUUUAAAUUAUUUAAAGUACGCGUGUGAGUAUGGAGACACGUUGGAACAGAUCUUCCAACAAAAUGCAAAACUCAACCAGCCUGCGGCUAAUUCUCUUGAGAAUAUGGAAAUGGACAUGGAGAAAUCACCAUUGGCGGCACAGAUAUUGUCUGUCAUGAGCCUUUUGGAUGGCAACCUUGCGGUCAAAUCAACGCUCUACAAAGAUCCUGCGUUGCGCAACAUUUUUUUAAUGAACAACGGUAGGUAUAUAUUACAAAAGGUAAAAGGAUCGGACGAGAUCAAAAAGCUGAUGGGAGACAACUGGUGUCGGCGUAGGUCUUCAGAGGUUCGGCAUUAUCACAAGAGUUACCAAAGAGAGACCUGGGCAAGGCUGUUGCAGUGCAUCACACAAGAAGGGAUACAAGUAAAUGGAAAAGUGAAUAAACAAGUAUUGAAAGAAAGGUUCAAGAAUUUCAAUUCCAUGUUUGAUGAGAUACACAAGAUACAAAGCGCAUGGGUUGUUAGUGAGGAGCAAUUGUUGUCAGAGCUUCGGGCUUCUAUAUCCGCGGUGGUGAUUCCGGCCUACAGGUCGUUUGUAGGGAGGUACAGACAUCAUUUUGAGGCAGGGAAAAGCAUGGACAAGUAUAUAAAAUAUCAACCAGAAGACAUUGAAGCAUUGAUUGAGACUUUGUUUGAGGGUAAUCCACCUCCCUCAAUGUCUAGGAAGAGAUUCUAA
This is a messenger RNA of Erigeron canadensis, 2019 nucleotides long. RefSeq names its product exocyst complex component EXO70B1-like. Gene Ontology annotation, molecular function: phosphatidylinositol-4,5-bisphosphate binding. The transcript has 2 exons. Gene Ontology annotation, cellular component: exocyst. Bases 1 to 2019 code for a protein of 672 amino acids. Lineage: Eukaryota; Viridiplantae; Streptophyta; Magnoliopsida; Asterales; Asteraceae. The record is from RefSeq and is a predicted model, not a curated record. Gene Ontology annotation, biological process: exocytosis.